This is a messenger RNA of Exophiala viscosa, 3352 nucleotides long. RefSeq lists its product as uncharacterized. Bases 162 to 3113 code for a protein of 983 amino acids. NCBI's taxonomy places the organism in Eukaryota, Fungi, Ascomycota, Eurotiomycetes, Chaetothyriales, Herpotrichiellaceae. The record is from RefSeq and is a predicted model, not a curated record. The transcript has a single exon.
UCGCCAUACCCGUUUGGGAUGUUCAGAUCUCUCGCAACCUCUCCGCAAGACACGGCUUGAUCAUGUGUGCUGCGGGAAAGAAUACGAGCCGGGCCACGGGUCACAUCUAAAUCAAGAAAAGCAGAGGUGGAAACGGCGGAGCGCUUGAGUCGAACAACGAUAUGGAUUCCAGCUUAAAGAGGCUAUGGACUCGACGCAAGAGCAAAGGUGGAGAUGCCAUGUUCGAUUCCAGUGUUGGCAGUCUCAGAAAGAGCCAGAGUCAGAGCACUGAUCAGACUGGAGGAUGGUCUAUAAAUGGCAGUCCAAGAUCGGCUUAUGCCCGGCCAGGCAGCUCAAUGGAAAGGGCCAACGGCCACCUCACACCCAAGUCCACCCCUACAAGCCCUAUGCGACCGACGUCGAGCAGCAGAAGACUUCCGAUGCUGGUGAGUGUCUCGCGACCAUCGACUUCCGCAUCGCGACCGGGAACGUCCGGGAGCGGCAGUCUGAUGAAGGCAGUUAGCCGCGCUGCUACCGAUGCAGUAACGAGGGCAGAACAAGAGUACAGGCAAUCCGCAGAAUACUACACGAGAAAUAACCGCCGGCAAAAGGCUCCUCGUUAUAUUGACAUCUUCUCCAUCUCCAAUACAAACGGAAAGAGUCCUACGAUGGGGUAUAAUGAGGACAUUGCGGAACGCAAUCUAGAUCUGGCUCGCGUUGCCCUCGAGGGAAACACUCGAACCCAUUCCACCACGGCCUCAAAGUAUGCGGAAGAAGUGGCCACUAGAAAUGCGUUCCCACCUUUACCUAGCAGUAGUAGCCUCGAAACACCGAUUGCGACCCCUCGACAGGACUUCGAUGAUAUGCAUACCGGAAUUUUGGAAUACACUAGCAGCAGCAGAAUGAGCGAUCAGUCACCAGUAUCUGGUGAAAGAGUCGAAGCGCCAGGACCAUAUAUACCCAACUCCAUCGAUGCCCGGCUGCCGAAUGAAUCAACGUGGGAAGCGCAGCCACGUUCUUACGGAUCAUCGGUGGAUGUACGAGGACACGACAUUGGAAGAGGCCGUCCAGCGCAGAAUUCUCAACGUAAGGAGACAGCGUCAGAGGACACAUCAGAAGGAAUAGUUGCCGUCAGAUCCCCAGGUCCUUCUUCUAGGCAACAAGAGCGAGAUGAUCUAUUGCGUAAAUACCAGCUCUCACCAACGGAGAUCAUGCCGAAUCGAUAUACGGAUCAUCCCCAACCCUCUCGACCAAUUACGUCGAUGUCGGCGAACCGUACAAAUGUCACACAUCGAAUCGACUAUUCUGUCCGUUCGCCAUCGAGCUUGAGCAAUGCAUCGUCGGUCAGGCGUGCGAUAAACCUCCCUCACCGUUUGAUCAUGGAUUUGACUGGCAAUGAUUCAGAUGUCUUCUCGGAAGCGUCUGCUACGUCUACCUACAGCUCGUCCCCUGUGGUAGAGCAAGCUAAAUUUGACACGAUGCGAAGAAUGCAGGGCACCGUAAUGACGAGUCCGAGGCCCGAAGCUGACAGAGACGUGCCGCGAACGGAUUCUUUGCUCUCUGAGCAGAUGUCGUCUUCUGCUGAGACGGCGCCAUCGCAGCCGCAAACACACGAUGUGACACAAUCAUCAGCGUCACAACCUCUCGCAGGAAUUACUCGUCUCACAAGCGGGUUUUCGCCUGUCAGCACUGUUGCAUCCUUGCCGCCCCGUGCGAGUAUCUACUUAGAAUCACCCGUCAAGUCCGUCGCUGCUGGGACGAGGAACCUCGUGGUAUCAGCCGGUCCACAAACAAUGGGAGAGUCCGCACACCACGUCCCAAGCGGACAACACUUUUCAGACGAUCGUCGCUAUGAAGACGAAAAGGAGGCUGUAAUACAACACGAACCACCGUCCACAGCACUCACCCCUGACUCACCUGCUCGGAGAGGGGCAUUGAAAGAAGUCUCCAUGGCUGGAAGGGGACCAAACCACAACGAUCCUGCGAAAAUCCCGCAACUUGACGGAGCUUCGGUUCAAGCAGGGGAACAAUCUAGCCCGCCAAUCGCUAGGCAAUCCAAUGUGCAUACAACACCUGGAAAGCUUCAAUCAAUUGACGUUGUCGAUCCGAGUCAAGCCUCUGGCGUAACUGCCCGCGACUUUGCAAGCACCAGUACCAUGUUUCCCCUCACAAGUGCCACCAAAUCCACCGUACUAAACAGCGAGGGAAAGCCCAAGUCUGUAAGGAGUAAUCGGACUAGGUCUGCGACCCAUGAUCCCAACAGUGGCAGAAGCUCGGGGAAGAGUCCUAAGCUCAACAUGUACCAGUCAACCUUUGAUGAAUCCGGGUUCGCUCAGAAGCAGGCCGAAGCUCGCGCUGCUUUGAUCCGGCUCCAAGAGAGUUUGAAUGAGAACUUUCUCCCAACACCAUCUCCUGCACCGCUCGUACAAAGCUCCAGAACCAAUACUCCGAAACACAACUUCUCCUUUAGCGAUGGGAAACCCGUGGCUCCAUCCACCAUUUUCGCUCAGGUCGGAAGCUCAUCGCCAGUGUCACCAGCGGUUGAGCAGACGACGAAGGAGAAUACAUCGAACGCUACUUAUCAUUCUCUGACGACAAUGUCGGAUACCGAAAAUAUACCCAAUGGCGUUACUCCCAAGGCUUCUGUGCUGAACGUCGAAGAUCGUGGUAGGAGUAAAGGGGCAGAGCUGGAUGGUCCUGGCCCGUCCAUUGUAGGCCUUGAGGCAUUGAACAAACCUUUACCGAUGCCGCCACCGCUACACGUCAACGGCAUUCGCUUCACCAAGCAGCAUCAACCGGUGCCACCUAGUCCCGGCGAGGUAUCUCUGUCGAGUUUUCCCAUUCCAGUCUCAUCUCCACGACAAUCCCAGGCUUCAUCUGCACAGGCUUCGUCCUCGAGACAGAGAGCGAAUUCGGCGGAUCCACAAUCUGGUCAAUCCAUCACGUCACAAUCACAGUACAAAUCUCACCACUCACACCAGAGCAGCAGUGGUGGUACAGGUCGUGGAUUGCGCCGUCAGUCCAGCCUGCGAAGCCAGGCCAGCAGUGCUUCGGCGUUCAGCAUUCCUUACCACAUGAUCCCCGACCGGUCGAGCAGUAUUCGCGACCGAUCUGUCAUGGAGGAGUCGGAAUAAGCGCGGACUUUUCUUGGAGCAUGCAUUCGAUGCAGUCCAAUGUCACGCCGAUUCUCUUGAAUUGUGCUUUGUGGAUAUCGGAGUCGCAAGCGUCGUUCGUAAAAGAGAGGUCCAAAUGCGUGUUUGGUGUUCUGGCAUGUGUCCUACCACUUUUACAAUAUUGAUGAAAUGACAUAUUUCUCUCUUAUGUAGCCUUUUUGAGCUAUUCCGGCGAAUUUGGAAAGAGGAUGAUCUGGAUC